Messenger RNA from Lodderomyces oxycetoniae, 2406 nucleotides. RefSeq names its product Pcl7p (gene PCL7). The transcript has a single exon. Lineage: Eukaryota; Fungi; Ascomycota; Pichiomycetes; Serinales; Debaryomycetaceae. Gene Ontology annotation, biological process: regulation of cyclin-dependent protein serine/threonine kinase activity. Gene Ontology annotation, cellular component: nucleus; cyclin-dependent protein kinase holoenzyme complex. Bases 1 to 2406 code for a protein of 801 amino acids. Gene Ontology annotation, molecular function: protein kinase binding; cyclin-dependent protein serine/threonine kinase regulator activity. The record is from RefSeq and is a predicted model, not a curated record.
AUGUCUUUAAACUACUUUGACAACGACAGCGACAACAACAAAAACAGCAACGAAACUUCCGCAGUGGUGAACUCCAAUUCAUUUAUAGACCCUAAGUCACACAGCGAGCAAUCCCAAAAUAUGUAUACGCAACAGCUAAAUCAGUCUAACACCUUGUCAGGACCAACUACAUCUUCUGCUUCCAAACCACAAAUGUCAAAUUUGACAAAGACACUAUUGUCAUCCACAAAACCUCGCCCACAAAACCAGCAGAAUAAUAACAACAACAACAACAACAACAACAACAACAACAACAACAACAACAACACCGAUACCACCCAUUCAACCGAGGAAUUAAAUGUUUUGUCGGGAGUCGAAUACAACAAUGAUUCUACUAAUAAUGGCCACCUCGAAAAUGAUCUACAAAGGUAUCCGGGCCCGUUCCCCCAACGGAUUCCUAUAGUACAAAAUUCUUACAACUAUAUCCCAUCAACGCAUAACACCCCAACUGCAGUCUGCUCAUCAUACACGUCGAACCAUUCAUAUAAGGCUUCGUUGCCAACAACACACAGCUUUGUCACACAACCACCUGGACCUUCGUUAAGCGAUCGUCACGGUGUAGCUUCUUCGUCGAGUUUCAGACCAAAUGCAAUGCCACAUGCAUUGCCAACUACGACGCUUCACACGGAUACCGCAGUGCCAAGCAGACCCUCAUGCACAUUAUCAUCAUCAUCCGCUACAUUCAAUCAGCCUUCUCAGCUGUUAAAUGAAGCAGCAUUUUCCAUCCCUAAUCAAUUUCUUCCGCCAACGGUACAUCCAACAAAUUCAAAUGCAUAUUCAAAUUCAAAUUCAUUAUCUGAUCAGCAAAGGAUGCCCAAUUCAUUUCCCACACGCCAUUAUCCAAAUAACGUUUAUGGUACGAAGGAGCAGCAGCGAACGGCGCCUACCGUCAGUAGACUUUAUCAGUUAUUGUCUAAUGAUAAACAACCACAUACAACGUCUUCAUCACCUGCUUUAAGUAGACACUCAACGGAAAUAUCAAACCAGACAAGCGGUAUUCAGAAUAAUAGUAGUGAUGGGGAACGUAAGGAUACGAGUGAUUCACUUGGUACCACUUCCUUCUAUUUUGAGAACCAUGAACAACUGCAUCAGCAACAACAACAACAACAAGAACAGCAGCAGCAACAACAAGAACAGCAACAACAGAAGCAGCAACAACAACAGCAACAACAACAACAACAACAACAACAACAACAGAAGCAGCAACAACAACAACAACAACAACAACAACAACAACAACAACAACAACAACAACAACAGAAGCAGCAGCAGCAGCAGACACUACAACAGUCUCAACAUUCACAAUCACCUUAUGUGCAACCUGAGCCAGAUCACUACAUGACUUAUAGCGAAUUUUUACGGGAGCUUAAUAGGAAAUCUGCCGAAAGCGGGUCAAACGUAGAGCAUUUAAAUAUUGUUGAUUUUCCAGUAAACGACUUGAUUGUCAUGUUAUCUUGUCUACUCACCAAGAUAAUUGAAGCCAACGAUAAAUUGCACCCUAACCAUUUUGAAAAUACUAUUGCCAUUAGACAAAAGAUUAAAGAAGAGAGAAAAUUAAGAAAAGCACAAAAGAGGAAGAAACAGCUAGAGCAGGAGCAAGGAUCGAUUAUAGAUGAAGAUAAAAUAGAAGUUGAUCAAAACGAUAGUAAUGACAACAAUCGUCUGGAUGACAAUAUCAUGGUUCGUGUGCACAGCGAAGAUGGUAUGGAGUAUGAAGAUCAUGACGAUCAGGAUGAUGAUGAUGAAGAUGACGAGAUGAAAAACAAGUACCUAGCAAAUGUUUUAGCCUUCCAUGGCACAAAUGUUCCUGGUAUAUCCCUACAUGCAUACUUAUCUCGUGUUCUAAAGUAUUGUCCAGUUACUAAUGAAGUGUUUUUAUCGCUCUUAGUAUACUUUGAUAGAAUUGCCAAAAAGGCUAAUAAUUUCAAUAAAAAAGUGAAAGCAGAUCACAAUGGCGUGCAGAAUGGAGACUACAAGGGUGAUAGCAACGACGACAACGGCGGUAAUUCCUCAUCUUUGGAAACGGAACAAUUAUUUGUCAUGGACUCAUACAACAUACAUCGUUUAAUAAUAAGUGGUAUAACAGUGUCAUCCAAGUUCUUUCUGGAUAUCUUUUACAAGAAUUUGAGAUAUGCCAAAGUCGGAGGCUUGCCCUUGGAAGAGUUGAAUUACUUGGAACUACAAUUUUUAUUGUUGUUGGAUUUCAAAUUAAUGAUCAGUGUGGAGGAUCUUCAAAAUUAUGGAGAUUUACUAACCAGGUUUUGGAAAAGAGAACAAUUGGCAAAGGAUGCUAAUAGUUCUAAUGGCGCUAGUUCUAGUAAUCAAGAAGUUCCUGUUGCUGCGCCCAGCAGCGAGGUCAGAAGCUGA